UUUUGAGGAGUGAAGGUAGCAUGGUGUCGGCCAUGGGUGAUCAAGACACAGCCAGAAAAUGUGGACCAAUUUCUUCAAACUACGGCUUUUCUGCUGUCUGCUUGCAGUGUUGAUGGUGGUGGUGCUGGUCAUCAAUGUUACUCAGGUAGAGUACUUGGACCGUGAGACUGUUUCAGCCACAUUCAUCGACAGCAGUGGGCAGUUUGUUUCCUCCCAAGUGACAGGAAUUAGCCGGAAUCCCUACUGUGGCUAUGAGCACCAGGCCCUGUCCAGCCAGGAGCGUGUGGAAGAGGACUCCUUACUGGCUGCCUUGCAGUGGCAGGUUCCUGAUGUGGGCCCAGUCCCCUUUGUGAAGAGCACUGACCCUUCCUCCAGCUACUUCGUCAUCUUAAACUCUGCAGCCUUCUUCAAGGUGGGAAGCCAGCUGGAGGUGCUGGUUCAUGUGCAGGACUUUCAAAGAAAGCCCAAGAAGUAUGGUGGAGACUACCUGCAGGCCAGAAUUCAUUCCCCCAAGUUGCAAGCAGGGGCUGUGGGCAGAGUGGUAGACUAUCAGAAUGGGUUUUACAAGGUUUUUUUUACUUUGCUCUGGCCAGGCAAAGUUAAAGUGUCUGUAUCUCUGGUCCACCCCAGUGAAGGGAUCAGAGUUCUUCAGCACUUACAGGAAGAGAAACCAGACAGGGUCUAUUUCAAGAGUCUCUUCCGUUCAGGAAGAAUUUCUGAAACUACUGAGUGCAACGUGUGUCUUCCUGGGAGUCUGCCCUUGUGUAACUUUACAGAUCUCUACACUGGAGAACCCUGGUUCUGUUUCAAACCAAAGAAGCUCCCUUGCAGCAGCAGAAUUAACCAUUUCAAAGGUGGAUACCUGAAGGGUCUCCUAACUGCUUCAGAGAGCGCUUUCUUCCAGAGUGGUGUCAAUAUCAAAAUGCCAAUAAACUCCAAUGGACCUGAUUGGGUAACUGUGAUUCCCAGGAGAAUAAAAGAAACUAACAACCUAGAGCUAUCUCAAGUCUCAGGAACUUUUCCUUCUGGGUAUUAUUAUAAAGACCAGUGGAGGCCCAGAAAGUUUAAGAUGCGUCAGUUUAAUGACCCUGACAACAUUACAGAAUGCUUACAAAGAAAAGUGGUGCAUUUAUUUGGUGAUUCGACAAUUAGGCAAUGGUUCGAAUACCUUACUACAUUUGUUCCAGAUUUAGUGGAGUUUAACUUGGGCAGUCCCAAGAAUGUGGGUCCCUUCCUUGCAGUGGACCAGAAGCACAACAUCCUGCUCAAAUACCGCUGCCAUGGUCCGCCCAUCCGCUUCACAACUGUCUUUAGCAGUGAGCUCCAUUAUGUGGCAAAUGAGCUGAACGGUAUUGUGGGAGGGAAGAACACCGUGGUUGCCAUAGCUGUAUGGUCUCACUUUAGCACCUUCCCCUUGGAAGUGUACAUCCGGCGGCUCAGGAAUAUCCGUCGAGCGGUGGUCCAGCUCCUGGAUAGAAGCCCUAAGACUGUGGUGGUCAUCCGGACAGCCAAUGCCCAAGAGCUGGGGCCUGAAGUGAGCCUUUUCAACAGCGACUGGUACAACUUUCAGCUGGACACCAUCCUUCGGAGGAUGUUUUCAGGGGUUGGAGUAUAUCUCGUCGAUGCCUGGGAGAUGACCCUGGCCCAUCAUCUACCCCACAAGCUGCAUCCAGAUGAAGUUAUUGUGAAGAACCAGCUGGACAUGUUCUUGUCCUUUGUGUGCCCCUUGGAGAUCUAGCCUGUCCUGGAGGAAUCAUAUUCAGUUACCUUCCCAGUUGGCCUAGGUUACAGAAAGUGGCCCCAUUGAGAGAUGACUGCUGUUAAUAUGUACAAAAUUUGAAAAAGAGCUGAACCUUAUAUAAUGACUUGUAAAGAGCUUAGAAAGUGCAGGUUACAUUUAUAUCUACCUAUAGGAUUUUUUUCCAAUCUUGACUUAGCCAUGAUAGAACCCUUAUUAACAGCAUCUACACACUGUAUUGCCCUUGUAACCAAAGAUGCUAAUGAGUGUAUUUGAAUUAGCUUCUCUUGGGAAGGGAGAUUACUGUGCUAAAGAGUGUGAAAAAUGUUUGGACGUAAAUAGAAAAGACACAUUUGGUUGGCAGUGGAGUAUUUGUAACUUGUAAAGGCAAUUGAGUGCAUCUGCAUGAACAGCACAAGUGAUCCAUCUUCAGGGGGUGAACUAGAGAAGGCUUGUAGUCAGAGGCUCUUGGAACACACUGAUGACUGCCAUGUCUCAGGAGUUUCUCUUGAUGAUCUACCUUUUCUAAAUUACUUGAAAAUGCCAAUGUCCUUGGUCAGAAUUUUACUGUUUCCCGAUUUUGUCUAGGAAAGAAACAAAAGGGAAAUAUGAAACAAGCAUAUAUAAAAUAUGUGCUUUGAGUUGAUAUUUGCAUUCAGUGAUUGUUUCCUAUUCAGCUAAAUUUUAUGUGUGGACUGCUUAUUCUAGAAUAACCAAUUUUGGAACUGAAAGCGGGAAAUCUAUAAAUGGAAAUUUAUUUUUAUGUUCUGAAGUUUGAGAGUUUUAAGAAUUGACUUUCAUAUAAAGAAUGCUAUUGAUUAUUAUAAAGUUGUGGAAAUUUUUUCCACUAA
Messenger RNA from Propithecus coquereli (Coquerel's sifaka), 2589 nucleotides. RefSeq names its product neurexophilin and PC-esterase domain family, member 3 (gene NXPE3). Lineage: Eukaryota; Metazoa; Chordata; Mammalia; Primates; Indriidae. The record is from RefSeq and is a predicted model, not a curated record. The transcript is spliced from 5 exons. The coding region runs from base 59 to 1738 and encodes 559 amino acids.